AUGGGCGACAGAGAUCAUAGCCAAGCGUUGACAAUUCCUCAUCAUGACAGCCCAGGCUCUUCUGUUUUCGAUCUCCCUAUUCAACCAGUAAACCCUGUUCUCCCAGUUAAUGGACUUGGCGUGUCCACUGGGAUUGAGAAAUCUUUUUCUCCUGCCAUAGACCAAGAUGAACUGUCCGUAGAUAUUUCUACUAGAGACAAAUCAUUUCUUGUUAUUUCUGGAGGCACUGGCGGUAAUGCCAUCUGCUCUGCCUUCCGGAAUGUCUGUUACGUUCUUCCUGUGUCGGACGACGGAGGCUCAUCCAGCGAAAUUAUACGCGUACUCGGCGGUCCCUCAGUUGGUGAAAUCACUCAUACCACUCUGGCUCUCUACAUAUCUAAAGAAAUUUUCCAGGUGAUAUAA
Messenger RNA from Psilocybe cubensis, 402 nucleotides. RefSeq lists its product as uncharacterized. The record is from RefSeq and is a predicted model, not a curated record. The transcript has a single exon. The coding region runs from base 1 to 402 and encodes 133 amino acids. NCBI's taxonomy places the organism in Eukaryota, Fungi, Basidiomycota, Agaricomycetes, Agaricales, Agrocybaceae.